Messenger RNA from Acytostelium subglobosum LB1, 1170 nucleotides. RefSeq lists its product as hypothetical. The record is from RefSeq and is a predicted model, not a curated record. Lineage: Eukaryota; Evosea; Eumycetozoa; Acytosteliales; Acytosteliaceae. Gene Ontology annotation, biological process: farnesyl diphosphate metabolic process; biosynthetic process. Gene Ontology annotation, cellular component: endoplasmic reticulum membrane. Bases 1 to 1170 code for a protein of 389 amino acids. Gene Ontology annotation, molecular function: squalene synthase [NAD(P)H] activity. The transcript is spliced from 4 exons.
AUGCAAUACGUAAAGACAUUGAGCAGACCUGAUGAGUUAUUCUCAUUGCUAAAGAUUGGAUAUACAGAGUCAUUCAAGCCCAAGGCACAACUUAGAGGUGAUCUUGACAAUAAGGAAUGGUGCUACGAGUUGCUCAACAAGACAAGCAGAAGUUUUGCCUUUGUAAUCAAUGAGUUGGACCCAACUCUCAAGGAUGCUAUAUGUGUAUUCUACUUGGUACUUAGAGGAUUGGACACUGUUGAGGAUGACACAACUGUGCCACUUCCAACAAAGUUGCCAGUUCUCCAGAGAUUCGCUGAGGGACUCUAUCAACCAGGUUUCAAAGUCUUUGGAUAUGGAAUGAACAAUGAUGAGAAACACCUUGCAGAGAACUUUGACAAGGUUAGUUCUUGCAGAAGGAGGUCGUGUCUCUUGAGGGACUGGGACCUGUACUGUCACUACGUGGCCGGACUCGUCGGUAUUGGUCUGAGCAAGAUCUUUGCCGCAUCUGGUCUCGAGAGCCAGUGGUUCGCCACGGCCGACAAGGAGUCCAACGACAUGGGCCUCUUUUUGCAAAAGACCAACAUCAUCCGUGACUACCUGGAGGACAUCAACGAGAGCAGGAUCUUCUGGCCCCGCGAGAUCUGGUCCAAGUACUCGGUCAAGUUGGAGAACUUCAAGAACCCACAGUACGCCAGCUCGGCCCUGUGCUGUCUCAACGACCUCAUCACCAACGCCCUGCAGCACGCCAUCGUCUCGCUCGACUACAUGGCGCGUCUGACCAACGCCAAGGUGGUGGGCUUCUGCGCCAUCCCCCAGGUGAUGGCCAUCGCCACCCUGAGCGCCUGCUACAACAACCACGGCGUCUUCACCGGCGUCGUCAAGAUCAGAAAGGGCCAGCGCGCAUUGAUCGUCGAUAUCAUCCAGAACAAGGGCAUCGACGGCACCUUUGAGCUGUUCCACAAGUUUGCUGGCGAGAUGGUGGCCAAGGUGCCUGCAUCAGACCCCAACGCCAAGAAGACCCUCGAGUCGCUGGCCACCAUCCAACGUAUCUGUGUCAACAAACUCGGAUACAAGCCAGCAGCCUUUAACGAUUUCGGCAACUACGACUGGAUGGCCGUUGCUUCAAUCGCUGCCUCAUCUGCAUUCCUCGUUGCCAGACAUGGUCCAAACAUUUUCUCCAAGCUCUAA